AUGCCCAAUGACAGUAUCGUACCAUACCCUCGCAGCAGCGAGUUUUAUAUUCAACACAUAAUUCUUCUGGUUGACGGCGUUCUCUAUCAAAUGCCGCGUUACCUCUUUGAAAAACACUCUGAAAUAUUCGCUACUAUGUUCACUCUGCCUCAAGAGGGAACUAUGGUUGAAGGAUCCGACGACCAACACCCUAUUGAGCUUCAAGGCAUUUCUAAAGACGAUUUCGAACCUCUUUUAAAUGUCAUGCUGACAUAUGGAUUUGAGAGCCCUCCACUCAAGCAAAACGAAUGGUUUUCAGUCUUACGGUUGGCCAAUAUGUGGGGCAUGGCAAGAAUACGAAAGUCAGCACUAAGAAAACUCACCAAAUCCAUGCCGCUCGAUGCCGUUGAAAGAGUUGUUUACGGUAGGGAGUUGGCGGUAGCAGAAUGGGCGAUAUCUGGUCUUCGUGACUUGGUAGCCAGGCAGACUGCUAUUUCCAAGGAGGAAUCUACGCGACUUGGUGUGGACACCAUUUUCAAAUUAUCGAAUAUCCAGCUUAAAGCUGGUAUUUCAUCGUGGUCUAGCGCUCCCGGCAAGGGAGGCAAUAGUAAAAUCGACGUGGAAUUGAAUCAAUCGUUCGGCCCCGAGAUUACCGAUAUUCAUCACAGGGCAGUUGCGUUGGGAUACGAAGUUCCUUCUGCAGCACCAUCUUUCAUACAGUAA
Molecule: messenger RNA, 702 nt
Organism: Desarmillaria tabescens
Lineage: Eukaryota; Fungi; Basidiomycota; Agaricomycetes; Agaricales; Physalacriaceae
Exons: 3
Coding region: 1-702 (233 amino acids)
Molecular function (GO): protein binding
Source: RefSeq, a predicted model, not a curated record